This is a messenger RNA of Portunus trituberculatus (swimming crab), 831 nucleotides long. RefSeq names its product mediator of RNA polymerase II transcription subunit 31-like (gene MED31). Gene Ontology annotation, molecular function: transcription coregulator activity. The record is from RefSeq and is a predicted model, not a curated record. The transcript has 5 exons. Lineage: Eukaryota; Metazoa; Arthropoda; Malacostraca; Decapoda; Portunidae. Gene Ontology annotation, cellular component: mediator complex; core mediator complex. The coding region runs from base 239 to 766 and encodes 175 amino acids. Gene Ontology annotation, biological process: regulation of transcription by RNA polymerase II.
UGUUUACGUCCUGAGCAGACAAGAGCGUCCUGCCUCCCCCUGCCUCGCCCUGCCUCGCCCUGCCUCACUCACCCAGCGGUAGUGGCCCUCACCAAGCCGCUGAUUCUCUAGUGGUGUAGACUAACCCCUCUAAUUCGCUCCGAUGCCUAGAAUGAGCAGGAAGUCGUCCUACUCUUAUCACGGAGGAAGCGAAGGGCAAUAAUAAACAGGUGUUGCACAGAAUCAGGUGGCGAGAGGUAUGUGGCAAAGACCAGACAGUAGCCUCUCCCACCGCUACAGACGAACAGAGGUGCAUGGAAUCCCUCCACCUGGUGAGAGUGAAGAUGGCCAGCGUUUAAGAUUCCAAGUGGAGCUGGAGUUUGUUCAGUGUCUAGCAAACCCCAACUACCUCCUCUUCCUGGCCCAGCGUGGUUACUUCAAGGACCAAGCGUUCAUCAACUACCUGAAGUACCUGCAGUAUUGGAAGGAGCCUGAGUAUGCUAAGUUUUUAAAAUACCCCAUGUGCCUUUACUUCCUGGACCUGCUGCAGUUUGAGAACUUCAGGAAGGAGAUUGUCAAUGGGCAGUGCUGCAAGUUCAUAGAUGAUCAGACGGUGCUUCACUGGCAACAUUACUCCCGUAAGCGCAUGAAGCUCCUAGAGACGGGAGCCAACCAGCAGGGAUCCCAGACACCAGUGUCCCAGUCCACCGCAGCAACCGGCAACCCAACCCCAACCACCCUCCCCUCCAGCCUCAUCAAUGGCCAUGGCCAGAUACAGAAGGUGUGAGGCAAGGCCAGGGCAUCCUGUGUAGAAAGUUUUAUGUUCAUCACCCCCCUCCCUAUUCACAAAAA